Microsporum canis CBS 113480 is the source of this 7581-nucleotide messenger RNA. RefSeq names its product polyketide synthase. The transcript is spliced from 2 exons. The coding region runs from base 1 to 7581 and encodes 2526 amino acids. NCBI's taxonomy places the organism in Eukaryota, Fungi, Ascomycota, Eurotiomycetes, Onygenales, Arthrodermataceae. Gene Ontology annotation, molecular function: fatty acid synthase activity; phosphopantetheine binding. The record is from RefSeq and is a predicted model, not a curated record. Gene Ontology annotation, biological process: fatty acid biosynthetic process.
AUGUCUAGCCAAAUAAAGACGAAUGGUAUCUCGGACCGAGACUACCACAGUCUCAUUAACAAAUUUAAUGCCGCAGAAGAUAGCUCAUUGCUGGGCGGCCGCUUAGACCAGUUAUUUGAGAAAAUUGUUGAUAGUUUUCCUAAUAACACUGCCCUCAUUCACAGGGAAACAUCGAUAUCAUUUAGCGAACUCAAUGCGUCCGCAAAUGUACUCGCUCGAGGCCUCAUAAAGCGAGGUUUAAAGCAUGGUGAUGUGGUCGGCCUUGCCGUAUCACGGUCCAUUGACCUAAUCACGGUCAUAUUGGCUGUUCUCAAGCUAGGCGCAGCAUACGUUCCUAUCGACCCAUUAUUCCCCGCAGAACGCAUCAACCAAAUGGUUAGCGAUGCUAGUCCUAAGCUUAUCCUUCUUAGUGGCACUCCGAGCAAGGGCCUGGCGAGCUGGAUAGAUCUAUGCAUGAGUGUCGACGAGGCAAGAGAACAUUCAAUCACUGAUGUGUCUAACAUCGAAGCUGAGAUCCAACCUCACGACCUGUCAUAUGUAAUCUAUACAUCUGGUUCCACUGGGAGGCCAAAAGGCGUCGAAAUCAGUCAUGGUGCGGCCGCUAAUUUCCUCAGCUCGCUACGGAAGUAUGAGCCAGGUUGCAACGAGCAUGAUAUAUUGCUUGCAAUCACGACAAUAUCUUUUGAUAUGUCAGCCUUAGAACUGCUGCUGCCCCUUGUUUCUGGUACCACAAUGGUCAUUGCAGAUACCACGGCAGUUAAGGACCCACGCGAGCUCCUCGGGUUGAUAAAGCGCCAUCGGGUCACCAUUUUGCAAGCCACACCCGCAACGUGGACAAUGCUCCUUGAAUCUGGAUGGAACGGGAAUCCACGACUUUCCAAGAUUAUCUGCGGUGGUGAACCACUCACUCGCCAGCUAGCAGACCGCCUGCUUGCGUCUGCUGAUUCGGUAUGGAAUGUGUAUGGCCCCUCUGAGACGACCUAUGGAAGCGUUGGAAGAGUCGGUGAGGGUGACAUCGUCGUUGGUAACCCUGUCGUUAACGGACGAAUCUACGUCCUCGACGACAACCUGUCUCCUGCGCCCAUCGGCCACGAGGGCGAGAUAUAUAUCGGCGGCGGCAGCGUCUCGAACGGAUAUCGCAACAACGUCGAGCUUACACGCGCGCGCUUCCUCGCCAACCCUUUUCACGGCGGAAGGUUUUUCCGUACCGGGGACCUCGGCCGGUUUCUUGCGCCAGGAAAACUCCAAGUCGUCGGCCGCAUUGAUGGAGUGGUCAAGAUCCGCGGCCACCGUAUCGACGUUGGCGACAUCGAAGCGGUUCUGGUUGACCACGCGAGCAUAUCUGCGGCAGUUGUUAUUAGCCACGAUGAUCGUCUUGUUGCUUACUGCGUUCUGGAUAAGGCCCUUAGCGGCACAGUUUCACUUGAUACCCUCUUACGGCCAUGGGUUGCUGACCGCCUGCCAAACUACAUGUUGCCGGCAUUCUUCGUGCAAAUGGAUGUUCUACCGCUGUCACCUAACGAGAAAGUCAACCGUAAGGCACUUCCUAAUCCGAUAGAGGCUAUUCAGAGCCAGGCUUCGAAGCAGCCUACCUCCGAGUUGGAGCAGCAAUUGCUGGCCAUUUGGUCCGAUAUCCUUGGCCACAAUCGAAUUGGCAUAGAAGAUAACUUCUUCAACUUGGGCGGUGAUUCUGUGCGCGUUAUCCGUAUGCAAGCAGUAUUAGAGAGACUGCUGCACCGGCCUAUACCAACACCAAAACUCUUUGAGCACUACACGAUAAAGACAUUGGCCGCAUAUCUGGCUGAUAUGGGUAAGGAAAACGGCAAAUGUGAAUCUCAGGUAGCAGGCCACGGACUCACUAGUAGUAAUGAAGAUAUUGCUGUGAUUUCUAUGGCUUGCCGAUUACCCGGUGGUGUGACGACGCCAGAGGAUUUCUGGCAGCUGCUGCAAAGUGGUAGAGACGCAGUAAUUGAUGUGCCCAAGGACCGUUGGGAUGCUGAUAAGAUUUACGACACCAAUCCUGAUGUUGAUGGCACGUCAUACUGUCGCCGAGGUGGCUUUCUGGACUCCAUUUACUCAUAUGAUGCAUCAUUUUUCGGAAUAUCUCCCCGUGAGGCACGGGCAAUGGACCCGGCACAGAAUCUAAUGCUGGAGCUAUGCUGGGAAGGUUUUGAACGAGCUGGCUAUACUAAAAAACAGCUGCGUGGGAGCACAACGGGUGUCUUUAUUGGUGUCAGCAGUAAUGGAACAACAAGUAAUAUACCACCUGACCUCAAGGGCUACUCUAUUACAGGAAGUGCUAGCGCCACCAUAUCCGGCCGCCUGUCGUAUAUUCUUGGCCUGGAAGGCCCGUCUCUAGUAGUUGAUACGGCCUGUUCCUCAUCUUUAGUAGCCACUCACCUGGCCUGCAAUGCUUUACGCCACGGCGAGUGCGACAUGGCCCUAGUUGGCGGUCUCCGCGGCCUUUCGACGGAUGGCCACUGUAGAGCUUUCUCAGAUGACACGGAUGGAACGGGGUUUAGCGAAGGUGCCACUGUUAUGGUUCUAAAGCGCCUAUCUGAUGCUCAGCGCGACGGUGAUCAUGUCUGUGCAGUGCUACGCGGUACUGCAGUUAUGCAUGGCGGAUACAGCGCUGGUCUAACCGUUCCUAGCGGCCCCGGCCAAGUAAAACUAAUCCGAACUGCUUUAGGCCGGGUUGCCAUGGAACCAAGUGAUAUUGACUAUAUUGAGGCACACGGUACUGCCACCAAGCUCGGCGACCCUAUUGAAGCAACUGCGUUGGCCGAAGUCUUUGGAGUUGGACGUUCUAUAUCACAUCCUCUACGGCUAGGUUCCGCCAAAUCGAACAUUGGACAUACUCAAGCCGCAGCUGGCCUCGCAGGCUUGUUAAAGGUAGUUUUAUCCAUGCAAAACAAUGUUCUACCUAAAACCCUACACAUAAGCAAACCUACCAGAAAGGUGGACUGGGAGAGUGCCAACAUAGAAUUGGUCCUUACCAACCAACCCUGGCUACCUAGUGAUAGCCGACCUCGCCGGGCUGGUGUGAGCGCAUUUGGGAUUGGUGGUACAAACGCUCAUGUCAUCGUUGAAGAGUCACCUAGGCCCAUCUUGAAAAAAGGUGGCUACGCCACACCUCUCGCGCUCCCUGUUGCCAUCCCAUUUCUACUGUCAGGUCAUAGUGAUUUUGCACUUAGGGCGCAGGCUGAAAAGCUUCGGUUACAUGUUGGGAGCGGCAUUGGAAAGGAUAAUUGUCUCAGUGAUAUCGCCUACUCUCUAGCUACCGCUCGUACACACUUUCAGCGGAGGGUGGUGGUGGUUGCAAGUGAUAAGGCACAAUUGCUAGGAGAACUAGCAUCUGUAAGCUCCGGAUCUGGCAAGUUUCUCAAUGGGAACGAAGUCGGUAAGGCAAGUGUGGGAAUCCUUUUUACCGGACAAGGCAGUCAGCGAUUAGGGAUGGGCAAGGAUCUAUAUGCUGUUUAUCCUGUUUUCAGAAAUAUUCUGGACAAUAUUGCAGCUUUGUUCUCCGGCCUGGAGUCACCCCUCCUUGAUAUCAUGUGGGCUGAGCCCGGGAGUACCAAUGCUUCUUUGCUAAACCGUACCGAUUUUACCCAAGCUGCAUUAUUUGCUCUUGAGGUCUCUCUCUGGGGAUUGUGGCAGAGCUGGGGCGUGCAUCCUGACUAUAUUCUGGGGCACAGCGUGGGAGAAAUUGUAGCAGCUCAUGUUGCAGGUGUUCUAAGUUUACCCGAUGCCUGUCAGCUGGUAAUGAUGCGCGGGCGCUUGAUGCAGGCCUUACCUAGUCAGGGUAAGAUGGCAUCAAUAGAAGCAAGCAGUAUUGAGGUCGAAACCACAAUCAAAGAACUGGGACAGAGUGAUAAGGUUGAAAUAGGGGCCUAUAACACACCUUCACAGGUUGUUAUAUCUGGAGAUUCCGAGGCUGUUGAUGCUGUGGCAGUCCAUAUGGCCAAGUUGGGCCGCAAGACCAAGGUACUCGGCACUAGCCACGCUUUCCAUUCAUCUCACAUGGAUGACAUGCUCGAUAAUUUCAGGGCUGUAGCCCAAAACCUCCAAUUCAACCCACCAAAGAUACCCAUUAUCAGCAGCAUGACCGGUGAACUAGCAAAGGUUGGUGAGCUUCAACAAGCGGAGUAUUGGGUUCAACAGGCCCGCAAUGCUGUUAGAUUUAGUGACGCUUUCCAAGAGCUUGCUAAGCAGGGUGCUAACGUCUUCCUGGAGCUUGGGCCUAGCCCAACGCUUUGUGGUCUGGGUGCAUCAUGUCUUACCGACACUUCUCAAGUGAACACUGCCCUUUGGCUUCCCUCUUUGCGGCCAGACGUGGAUGCAAUUUCAGUUAUCCAAAACAGCAUCAAUGAGUUGCACACCCGACAUGUAGCGAUUGACUGGUCAGAAUUCUUUAAGCCUUUUGGUUGCCAAAGAGUGGGUCUCCCUACUUACGCCUUCCAGCGAGAGAGUUUCCAGCCCGCAGAAGUACCCAAUUUGUUUGGUAACCUCUCACGGAGCUGUGAUACCCCCGGAGCUAUCAAUGAUGUUGAAAGUAUGAUGUUCGAAAUAAAUUGGCGUCCAGUUAGCACAAACAAAUCCCAAACUCGCGGUACGUGGGGUCUUCUCUAUCCUUCCAAUGAAACUGCAUGGAUGAAAAUGGCCCAAAAUGCCUUAUCAAACACGGGCGUUAAGCUAGUUCCUGUUACGAAACCACAGGAGGCUAAGCAGCUCGACGGUGUGCUCUCCCUAUGGGAUUCUAAUGCGGAUGUUAUUCAAAUGGCACACAGCUUCACAGCAACAGCCCUGGCUCAUCUACAGGAAGUAAGCAAGACUGGGUUUGCGGCGCCAGUGGUUUGGGUCACCCGCCAUGCCGUUGGUGCAGGCACUAAUGACCAGCCAACUGGGAUCGGGGCCGGGCCGCUGUGGGGCUUGAUGCGGACAACAAGAAGCGAGCACCCAGAGUUACGCCUUCACUUGAUUGAUAUUGGUGACGAUACUAGCUUCGAUGCUCUUGGCAUGGCAUUGAUGCUGGAUAACCAGGCAGAAAUUGCUAUCCGUAAGGGACAGCUGCUUGUGCCUCAUUUGGAGCGCGCUACCAUGCUCCCAACGCCAGUUGGCCAACCAUUGCUUCGAACUGAUGGGGCGGUUUUGGUUACCGGAGGUCUUGGUGAUCUUGGAGGCCGUGUGUCCCGCAGACUGGUAAGUUGUCACGGAGUCCGUGACGUAGUUAUCAUGUCACGACAUGGCAUGGAGUCUCUCAAUGCUGGUACAUUUGUGGCUGAGCUUGGUAAAUUGGGCGCCAAGGUUACCAUAAUCGGCGGUGAUGUCGCAGAUCUUGAUAGCCUCAAGUCUGUUAUGAAGUUAUUUACAGCCGAUAGACCAUUACGGGGUGUAAUCCAUGCCGCUGGGGUAGUUGACUCGGGCAUUUUGUCUUCUUUGACGCCCCAGAAAUGUUCCACGACUUUCGCGCCAAAGGUAGACGGCCUAUGGAAUCUACACGAACUAACCAAGGAUAUGGAUUUAGACGUCUUUAUGAUGUUUUCGUCUAUUUCUGGUAUCAUGGGCUUGCCAGGUCUAGGAAAUUAUGCUGCUGCUAAUUCAUUUAUUGAUGUUCUCGCUCACCUUCGACGCGCUCAGGGCCUACCUGCCACCUCAGUGGCAUAUGGUGUCUGGGGCGGAGACGGUAUGGCAACCACUCUUCUCUCAACAACUCGUGCCCAUCUUUCACAACUUGGACUGGGCUUUCUCUCACCAGAAGACGGUUUGAAACUAUUCGAACAGGCAGUUCACCAGGGCCGUACGCUCACCGUUGCCGCUGUCCUCGACUUGGAGCGGCUAAGGUCAUAUUACGAAGAACAGGGUGGUGUACCAUCCUUCCUAUGCUCAAUUUUAGGACAAAAUAAGGCCAAAUAUUCGGUUGAUACAGCCACCAACUUGCGCAAUAUGUUGAUCGACUCUGCUCCUGAGCAGCAUGGAAGCAUCAUGUUGCGCACGGUUCAAGGUACCAUAGCCAAGGCUUUAGGGUAUACCCGAAUGGACGAUAUAGACGCGAGCCAACCUCUGAAAGAACUGGGAGUUGAUUCCUUAACUGCAGUUUUAGUGCGUAACCAUCUAGCGACAUUGACUGGCAUGGUGCUACCACCCAACAUUGCUCUUCUUCGCCCGAAUCUGAUAGCACUUAGUGAAUUUCUGCUAUCCCAGUUACAAAAUGACAUUGGAAUUGACUCAUACUGCGCGCCAAAAGUUAACGAUAUUCCAAAAGCUGACGGUGCUCCAAGUUCGAAUGGUGCGCCAAAAGCCAACGGUGUACCAAAGACUAACGGCGUAUCCAAAAUCAAUGGUGUGUCUAAGGCUAAUGGCGAGACAAAGGCUAAUGGCACAGUACCAAAUAAUAUAGCAACUGCUUCUUACGUUGAUAUGGCAGCCAUCAAUAGAGGUGUCCUUGACCCGCGAUUCCAUUUUGAAAACAUAAUAAAACACCCAACUACGUGUUUCAAUGCCCCUUCGAGUGUUUUCGUGACAGGACCAACAGGCUUUGUUGGUGCAUUCAUGGUAUACGAGUUUCUUAAAAGGAGUAUCUCUGUGUACUGUCUGGUGCGUGCUAGCAGUCCCAAUCUGGCACAAGAACGGGUGAUCAAAACCCUGAGAAAAUACAGUCUUUGGAAGCCCGAGUAUGAGCCACUGCUGAACUCGGUGGCCGGUGAUCUCUCCCAGCCACUUCUCGGCCUUCAUGAAGAUGUUUUCAAUGAUAUAGCCAAUCGAGCUGAUGCUAUACUUCAUUCUGGGGCUCUCGUCGAUUGGAUGCGUCCAUUGGAAGACUAUAUUGGCCCCAAUAUCCUUGGUACUCACGAAAUCCUGCGCCUUGCCUCUCGUGGUCGUGGAAAGGCAGUACAUUUUAUAUCCACCAUCUCCACACUACCUAUUCACGUAGGUUACGGCCUCACUGAACUUGACGGAGAAUAUGGCUAUGGUACCUCCAAAUAUCUUGCCGAAAAGAUGAUUGUGGCAGCUCGUUUCCGUGGAGCCGCAGCAUCGUCCUAUCGUCUACCCUUUGUCGCUGCCUCAGCCACCAACGGUCGUUUCCGACUCGAUCGCGGUGACUUUUUAAAUAAUCUUAUUACUGGAAGUCUAGAUUUGGGCGCUUUUCCUUCCCUAAAUUCUAGCCUAUCUAGUGUCCUUCCUGUCGAUUAUUUGUGCAAUACCAUUGCAACUAUUAUGACCGAGGAUCAGGGGCGAAUUGGGGAGGACUAUGACUUUAUUAACCCGCAUGCACCUACAUUUGAUCACUUCUUCGGGAUUAUGGGCGUCGCUAGCGGUAAUAAAGUGACUAUUCCCUUCAGUGAUUGGCAUCGUCGAGCACUAGAGUAUGCUAUAGCGCAUCCGAAAGGUUCAUUAGCCCGCAUUACUACUAUUCUCGAUGGCUAUACCGAUGAAACUGCUGGUGCUUUAAUGAAAGGGAGUCCUAUUGGCAAACAUGUCCUUGGAUUGGACAUUUAUCCCGUUCCGUUGAUGGAUGAGGGAUACGUACAUAAGUACUUAAACUGCAUUACUGCUGCGAAGGAAGAAAAUGGACAUGAGUAA